AACAGAAGGCCCAGUGGAUCAUUGUGAGUGCUAGAAAAAAAAAAAAACCAAAACCGAAUUCCAAAACGCAAUGUGGCAAAGUGAUUGCCAUCUCAGCUACUCCAAAAUCGGGCGAAACCAGGUGACUUCGAGACCUAAUCCCAAUCCGAUCCGGCUGUAAAAACCCGCCGCAGGUCGCCGAUUACGGACAACCAGUCUGCCGCCACAUCCAAUGUCGGUUCGAGUAUAAAAGAUAUAUCGCUGUAGAAAAGUAACCAUAAGCCAGCUGCAAAGGAGGAGCAGUAGGAGUGGGCGUUGGCGUUGGAGUUGGAGGAGCAGCUGGACCCACAUGGCGCCCUUCAAGCUCAAGUUCCGGAUGGGCAGCUCGCGGAGCACCUCGCAGGAGCACGACCCGGAUCCGCAGGUCAACGAGGCGCUUCUUGGCGCCCAGCAGCAGCAGCACCAGCAGCAGAGCCAGCAUCCGCAUCCGCAUCCGCAGCCACUCCAGGAGGCGGUGGAGGCCAGCAGCAGCUCCAGCCUCGAUCUGGCGGACUCCAGCAGUCUCGGCCAGCUGAGCAGCGAGCGCAAGUUGCUCCUGCCGCCCACCACCAACAGCAUGCGACUGGGCUACCUUAACCAGAGCCGAACUCCGUGCAUCAACGAGUCAUUGACGGAUCCGGAUGCGGACACCGUGCCCACCACCCCACCGCCUUCCUACGAGCAUGUGCUAGAAGAGAACACUCGGCUGUCCCAGCACCAGCGACAGUUGUCCCUGGACAGCGCCACUCCCAACCAGAACAGCCGGCGCAGCUCGGCGAACAGCUCGCGGCACAGUGCCGUCCAGCUGAGUGCCGCCUUGGAGCAGCUGGCCGGGAAUGGCGGCGCCAUCUGCAAUGACCCGGACUGCAGGCAGAACCUGAACAACAACGGCACCGCCAGCCACGGCAACCACAACCAGAGUAACCAGAACAACCAGAGCAGCCAGAACAACCAGAGUAUCAACAACAACGACGGGGAGCAGAUCUUCGAGGGCGUCACCGAACUGGAGCUGCGGAGCGACGACGAGGAGCAGCUGAGCAUCAACGAGUUCCUGCUGGAGACGGAGAUGGCGGCCUCACCGUCCCGCCGUCCGGAGGAGCGGUAUGCGGGGGCCGGGGAGGACGAGGAGCAGGGUGGCCAGUGCCAGGACGACCAGUGUGCCCAGUGCAGCGAGGAGCGGGCCUGCGGCGAGGGCGGUGGCCAUGGGGCGACCUUCGACGGGGAUGCGGCCAGCACCAGCAGCCAGGCGGCGGCCUCGUCCGCAGGUGGCCACAACUUCUACGAUCCGCUCCUGAAUCGCGGCAGCUAUGGCAACUACAGCGAGGGUGGCAAUGGAAGUUCUGGAAAUGGUUCCAGCAACGGGCAGUUGUGCCAGGAGGCUUGCUGCACCGGCUCCGCCUCCGGAUCGACUGCAUCCCGCAGCGGACUCAGUGGUCGGCGGCAGCAGAAGCAGCAGCAGCAGCAGCAGAGUCAGUCGCCCAAUUGCCACACCAGCCUGCUCACGCCGGAGAUGAUGAGCAACAAGACGAGCAAGGAGAUCUACAAGGACCUGGCCAAACAGUGGGGCAUCACCUGCAAAAUGUCGGAGAGUUGUCGCUGCAUGGACUGUCAGAGUCACUACUUCGACUGCGACUACGAUGAUAACGAGCACCAGAAGACGGAUGGCGGACUGGGCGCUGGCACGCCCAUGUUUAUCAGCGAGGUGAUGCACGGCUCGGGAUGCAACAUAUUGUAGGGGGUCCAUUCAAUCCGAUGGACACAUCCCCCGGGGAUUUGCUGAACAACUACAAUUAUUUAUCCGUAUUGUACGUGUUGGGAAAUGACGUCAUUUCACGCAAUUAGCACUGAAUGUUUGCACAUUAUUUUAAGGUAAUGCUGCACUGAUAUACGUUAUUAUAGGGGAAAUCGGGUGGAACAUUUGUGGAUUGCCAAUUGGCCAGCCGCUUUAGAGGCUUUAAAUUUGGGGGACAAAGAGAAACUACCAUCGAAUCAGGCGGUAAAAAUAUACAUAUAUUUUUGGUGUUAGCCGUAGGACUUAGGAGCAUUGGUAUGAACAAUUAGAACGGGAGGGGAAUUAUGAGGUUACGAAAUUAAUUGAUAGGUAAUUCUACCCACCUUGCAAACGAACAUCUAAAUAUCCUUGCAGUGUGUUCUUUUCUAGCAGUGCAUAUUUGGAGGUUUAUAUAUCCCAACCUUUUGAGCUUGUCAUUUCGACUCCUUCAUAAGUAUUUCCCUUUGCUGCUUUGUCCCCCCUCCGCAAUGUUUAUAUGUAUUUUUCUAAGUGUACAGAAGAGGUCAGGAGCUAGAUGAGUGGCAUUCCAGUGCCCUACUCUCCAGAACAAAACUCAAAAGCGUUUUCAAAACAAUUUGGCAGAGUUCUAGGCGAAAGUACUUGAAAAUAGAUGACACUGCUAGUCAAUGAUAAUUAUAUCCACAUAAAAAAAAAACAAUAGAGUAAGGAAGUCGGCACUAUUGUGUCCGUUUUUAGACCCAAAUCGGAAAACAAAAUGCCUAGGCACUCUGCAAAUGCGAAAGUUAACUUCAUCGAAAUGACGAUACGAACCUUAAUUAUUUACUCGAACAAACGAAUAUGCAAAACUUAGUCUGAGGGUUAAUAUGGUCCUGAUUUAGAAUCGUUGCUUUAUGUGUAUGCUAAAAAUAAAUUUGCGAAGAUGAAGCUGGUUUCACUCGACAAAUCCACUUGAUUCUAUCUUUGAAAAUGUCAGUUAGGCAGGAAAACACACAGAAACGAACAAUUGAACGAUGAGCAAGCAAAAACCGACUAAGUCUGUUAGCUGUUAGAGGGAAUUAGAAAAAUUACAUGUAGAAUGCGAAAUCGAACCACAAAAUAGGAGGAAAUUAAAUACAUUUUCCAAUAGCUGUGUAAGAGGAGAGCCCAAAACUCGUAUCAGCAUAGAAAUAAAUUCGAAAUGG
Messenger RNA from Drosophila gunungcola (fruit fly), 2952 nucleotides. RefSeq names its product homeobox protein prospero. The transcript has 7 exons. The coding region runs from base 329 to 1753 and encodes 474 amino acids. The record is from RefSeq and is a predicted model, not a curated record. Lineage: Eukaryota; Metazoa; Arthropoda; Insecta; Diptera; Drosophilidae.